UCGACGCAUUCGUUUUUUGGGCUGCGAUUAAAUUUUGUUAGUUUUGCAGCUUUCCGUUUUCUUUCCUUUGGGUGUUUGUUUUUUUAACGCAGUAUUAUAAAAUUUACAUUACAUAACAAUAACAUGUCUGACAUUCCCCCGCAGCCUUAUCUGACCAAUAUGACCAUGCAGCAGCAACAACGCUAUCCAAACGUCGAGGUCGCGGAGAAGUCCAAACGUCCGCAAAAAGCGGACUCCAGCACAGCUGUUACCUCUGGCUCGGGCACUGGAAAGCGCAAGCGCAAGGAUCCAAAUGCACCUAAACGGAACAUGUCGGCGUUCUUUCACUAUUGUUCGGAUGAACGAGCGCGUGUGAGAGCACAGAUGCCCAAUGUUUCGGUUGCGGAAAUUGCAAAAGAAUUGGGUCGUCGAUGGGCCGCUGUUCAAGACAGGACUCCCUUUGAUAAGAAGGCACUGGACGAUAAGGCAAGAUAUGCCAGAGAGAAGGCUGCGUACGAAGCCGGAAUCAAAAUUGGCAGUGCACAGGCCGUAACCGCCCAUGGCGAGCCCCUCGCUAAAAAGCGUACUCCAGGAAUCCCGGCAUCACCCUAUGAGGACGCCGACAGCGACUGAAAUCGUGGACGAUGUUUAUUCUUUUCUUGUAACUACACGUUGGUGAAUGUUAUAAACGCCAUUUCGCUAGUACGCAAUACCGUGAUUUUUUAGUUCGAAUUGACCUUGAUUGUUCGAAUUCGAAUCACCUAUAUUACACGCAUGGAUGGCAUGGUCGACCGGCAGCGACGUUUUCAAUAGCGACGUUUUGCAGUUGCUAGUAUUUUUUGUUGAAAGUCGUGCAGCAUGCGGUAUACUGAAAAGGUUUUUCGUUGAAGUAAAUAGGCAUUUACUGUUAGUGGACCAAGAUUCGAACAUGGGAUAGGAGAUCGCUGGAAUAGCUUUACUUUA
Messenger RNA from Paramacrobiotus metropolitanus, 942 nucleotides. RefSeq lists its product as uncharacterized. Lineage: Eukaryota; Metazoa; Tardigrada; Eutardigrada; Parachela; Macrobiotidae. The record is from RefSeq and is a predicted model, not a curated record. The transcript has 3 exons. Bases 124 to 612 code for a protein of 162 amino acids.